Molecule: messenger RNA, 553 nt
Organism: Suillus subalutaceus
Lineage: Eukaryota; Fungi; Basidiomycota; Agaricomycetes; Boletales; Suillaceae
Exons: 4
Coding region: 28-291 (87 amino acids)
Source: RefSeq, a predicted model, not a curated record
GACGGUUCUUGCACUUAUGCAAUUGUCAUGUCUACUCCGUCGCCUUCGAAUUCGCCACAGGAUAAUGUGAAGCCUGCAGAUUAUAGAGAUGUUUUUGCUGCCCGACAAUCAUACACCCAACAUACAGAUCCAUGCGAACAAGCAGCAAAAGCAUCUUUGAGCUGCAUGGACCGCAAUGACUAUAACCGGGACAAAUGUAUGGAAUUCUUCCAGGCAUAUAGGGACUGUAAGAAGGCGUGGCUGGAGCAGAGACGCGAGGAUCGUAGAGCUGGCCGACCUACGCCUAUAUGAACCGCAUCACAGUGCCUGGCCGCCGCACAUUGGUUGAUAUACACCUCGUCAUUUUUAUUUAGACACGAAUUUUUAUUUUGCGCGGCAUGAUAUAUCAUGAAGACGACGUAAAUUCUCCAGUGCGCUCGACAGCUUUGUUAACGGCUACAAUGGCACAUGUGCAACCACAGCCUCAAGCAAGUCCUCAGAACAUACUGGUGGAAGAAAAUUGUAUUCCAAGCGUAUGCUAUCAACCGUGCAUGUACAAAAUAAGUGUAACAAG